Molecule: messenger RNA, 1320 nt
Organism: Didymosphaeria variabile
Lineage: Eukaryota; Fungi; Ascomycota; Dothideomycetes; Pleosporales; Didymosphaeriaceae
Gene: GPR1
Product: G protein-coupled receptor gpr1
Exons: 1
Coding region: 1-1320 (439 amino acids)
Biological process (GO): adenylate cyclase-activating G protein-coupled receptor signaling pathway
Cellular component (GO): plasma membrane
Molecular function (GO): G protein-coupled receptor activity
Source: RefSeq, a predicted model, not a curated record
AUGGCCGCUUUGGCUUUCAUCAAUCCGCUAUGGGGCUACAUGUCGCAAGGCCCUUACUGCUCGCUUCCUUUGAGACCAUUCUGGUACCGACUGGCGCUGCAAUGGAUUCCCCGCUAUUUGAUCACCAUAACCAUCCUUGCCCUCGCAAUCGCAAUCUAUGCUCACGUCGGCUUUGAAUCCCGUGCAAUAUCGAAUUCGGUCAAAGACACCACACCUUCCGUCUCAGCCAUUACCCCAAGACACUCUGUGGUCAGCCGGGAGGACGGUUCAGCAUCUGGUCCCGAGAUGUCCCAAUAUCAGGCAAGCCAAUUCUGCAGAGGCUCUUCGGUGGUCUCCAUGAUCGGGGCAUCACGUAGAGGAUCUGGUGUGGCCUCAGUGGGCUCUCACUCUGAUCUUGCCAAUGACACGACUCGCGCAUAUUCGAUCCCAGGAAGCUCACGCACAGUGGAUCGCUGCUAUAUACUUCCGCAAUUACAAACAUACGACACCGCCAAUAUGGGAGACGCGUCCAUCGUCGACAAGGAAAGCGAACCACCCCGAAAUGGUAGCGAGGACCAAUCUGAUGGAAACACCUCAUCUUUAUCAGAUGCGCCACCCAGGCACCUGCAACGCCAACAAGCUCACAAAAGGGCCCGCAUCCACCGCCAACUACGCCUCAUGUUCGUCUAUCCCAUAGUCUACGUCCUCAUCUGGCUUUUCCCCUUCAUCAACCACUGCAUGACAUACAAAGACGAGUUCGCAGCACAUCCAUUAUACUGGCUAUCUAUGAUUAAUGUCAUUUGCCUCACUUCCAUGGGCGCCAUCGACUGCCUAGUCUUCUCCCUCCGCGAGCGCCCCUGGCGCCACAUUCCGUCCUCCGAUGGCUCCUUCCUCGGCUCCUUCAUGUGGUGGCGCACCUUUCCGCACGCCAACGGCGCUCCCCUACCCCCGCAUCUCCGUCCCAACGAGUCACAGCGCUGCAUGAACCCAGACGCAAGUCCAGGCACGCCGAACGCGCAGCGAGAACUGGAGGGUUGGAGGGGCGGAGUAAUGCGCGCGGGUAGGAACGUAGUUACGCAAACCAGAAACAGCGGGAAUAGCUCGGAUCAGGCGAGGACGCAGGCUGUAAUGGCGAGGAUGAGGCUGGAGUUGGAGAAGGAGGACCGAAGGGUGGCGCAUAAGGCUUUAGAAGGUGAAGAGGCAAACUUGACGCCGAAGGGCAAGGGGAAGGGGAAGAGGAGGAUGACAUUCAGGGGAUUGUCGACUAUCGAGAGUCCGGCGGUGGAGAAGAAGGUAGAGCUUGGGGUGAUGGGGGAGGUUGAGGCGUCGGCGGGAGGCUAA